Molecule: messenger RNA, 1267 nt
Organism: Tarenaya hassleriana
Lineage: Eukaryota; Viridiplantae; Streptophyta; Magnoliopsida; Brassicales; Cleomaceae
Product: monoacylglycerol lipase ABHD6-like
Exons: 3
Coding region: 253-1170 (305 amino acids)
Molecular function (GO): catalytic activity
Source: RefSeq, a predicted model, not a curated record
ACUAAUAAAGAAUUUUAGUCAACUAUACACGCCUUUAGAAUCUGCAAAUCAAAAUCCCACAAUAAGCCAAGUUUCUAAAUCUCUCAACAAGGCAUCUGAUUCUCCAUGCUUUCCACAACAUUCGACACACACACGUGACAAAAACAUAAAAUAAAACCCACUUACCUCCCACUCAUCACCCCCAACCAACCCCAAAAAAAAAAAACCAGAGCAUCGUAUCUUCUGGUCGGAACUCAGAUUCUCUAAAUCUAAAUGACAAGGUGCUUCAGCUUGUCUGAAGCAGUACACGGAUACUACAGAUCCGGCUUCAUCAAAUCCGGUCUCCAACCCGUUUCCACCGAUCUCGACGACGGAACUACCAUCCACUGUUGGAUCCCCAAAACCCGACCCGACUCCAAGCCCAACCUCCUCCUCAUCCAUGGCCUCGGCGCCUCCGCCGUUUGGCAAUGGUCCGCCGUCGUCCGCCGCCUCUCUCCGCACUUCAACCUCUUCGUCCCCGACCUCCUCUUCUUCGGCGCAUCCUCCACGACCCGACCCGACCGCUCCGAGACCUUCCAGGCCCAAUGCCUAAUGGCCCUUAUGGAGGCCCAUUCCGUCCGACGCUUCAGCCUCGUCGGACUCAGCUAUGGCGGAUUCGUUGGCUACCGCAUGGCGGCGAUGGCCGGCGGCGGCGUCGUGGAGAGGGUGGUGAUCUGCUGCGCCGCCGUGUGCAUGGAGGAGAAGGAUAUGAAGGAUGGGGUAUUUAGGGUUUCGGAUCUCGACGAGGCUUCGAGGAUUCUGGUGCCGGAAUCGGUCGGGAAGCUCCGCGAACUGAUGGGUUACAUUUUCUACGACCCGUCUCGUACCAGAUUGAUCCCUUCUUGUCUGCUCGAGGACUUCAUCGAACAUGCAUUGAGGAGAGAGUACGUGGAAGAGAAGAGGGAGCUAAUCAAAGCCAUACCAAAAGACAGAAAAAUCUCAGACAUUCCGAAGAUCGCUCAGCCAACACUGAUAGUGUGGGGGGAGAGUGACAGAGUGUUUCCAGUGGAGAUGGGGAAAAGGCUGGAGAGGCACCUGGGCCCUAACGGUAAGCUUGCGGUCAUCAAAAGGAGCGGUCACGUUUUCAACUUCGAGAAGCCCAAACCCUUUUUUAAACUCCUCAAAUCCUUUCUUCUUCCCCCAUCCACAUGACCCCUUCCAUCUCUAGAAUGUGUAUCGGUGUUGCUUUCUGUUACUCUGCUGCGUUUCUCAAUCCGAGAUACGGGUUUACUACCUGUCAGAGUUGUCA